Messenger RNA from Leptonychotes weddellii (Weddell seal), 1428 nucleotides. NCBI's taxonomy places the organism in Eukaryota, Metazoa, Chordata, Mammalia, Carnivora, Phocidae. The record is from RefSeq and is a predicted model, not a curated record.
GAUCCGGGGGUCCCGGCAGCUUCUAGUAGGUUCCAGAAGGCGGCGCGUGCGGUUGGGAACGCGGAGCGGACGGAGUCGAUUCAACGGGGUUCCGGGCUGGGCUAUGGAGCAGGUAAAUGAGCUAAAAGAGAAGGGCAAUAAGGCCCUGAGUGCAGGCAACAUUGAUGACGCGCUACAGUGCUACUCUGAGGCCAUUAAGUUAGAUCCCCAGAACCACGUGCUCUACAGCAACCGCUCAGCGGCCUAUGCCAAGAAGGGUGACUACCAGAAGGCUUACGAGGAUGGCUGCAAAACCGUAGACUUGAAGCCUGACUGGGCCAAGGGCUAUUCACGGAAAGCAGCGGCUCUUGAGUUCUUAAACCGAUUUGAAGAAGCCAAGCGAACCUACGAAGAGGGUUUAAAACAUGAAGCAAAUAAUCCUCAGCUCAAAGAGGGCUUACAGAAUAUGGAGGCCCGGUUGGCAGAGCGGAAAUUCAUGAACCCUUUCAACAUGCCCAAUCUGUACCAGAAGUUGGAGAGUGAUCCCAGGACAAGGACGCUGCUCGCUGAUCCUACCUACCGGGAACUGAUAGAGCAACUACGAAACAAGCCAUCUGACCUGGGCACGAAACUGCAGGAUCCCCGGAUCAUGACUACUCUCAGUGUCCUGCUGGGGGUCGAUCUGGGCAGUAUGGAUGAGGAGGAGGAAGCUGGAACACCUCCCCCACCUCCUCCUCCCAAGAAGGACACGAAGCCAGAGCCAAUGGAAGAAGAUCUUCCAGAGAAUAAGAAGCAGGCGCUGAAAGAGAAGGAGUUGGGGAAUGAGGCCUACAAGAAGAAAGACUUUGACACAGCCUUGAAGCACUACGACAGAGCCAAGGACCUGGACCCCACCAACAUGACUUACAUGACCAAUCAAGCAGCCGUGUACUUCGAGAAGGGCGACUACAGUAAAUGCCGGGAGCUUUGUGAGAAGGCCAUCGAAGUGGGGCGAGAAAACCGAGAAGACUAUCGACAGAUUGCCAAAGCUUACGCUCGAAUUGGUAACUCCUACUUCAAAGAAGAAAAGUACAAGGAUGCCAUCCAUUUCUAUAACAAGUCUUUGGCAGAGCACCGAACCCCAGAUGUGCUCAAGAAAUGCCAACAGGCGGAGAAAAUUCUGAAGGAACAAGAGCGGCUGGCUUAUAUCAACCCUGACUUGGCGUUGGAGGAGAAGAACAAAGGCAAUGAAUGUUUUCAGAAAGGGGACUAUCCCCAGGCCAUGAAGCAUUAUACAGAAGCCAUCAAACGGAAUCCAAAAGAUGCCAAAUUGUACAGCAAUCGCGCUGCCUGUUACACCAAACUCCUGGAGUUUCAGCUGGCGCUCAAGGUGGGCAGGUCUGGGAAUGUGGAGCAGGCACUAUGGUAAUUGACCUGUACGUGAGGAAUGCGGUUUUUUUUUCUUUUCCU